AUGCAGAAGGAACAUCACUCGAAGCUCAUUGGUGGAAGCGUGUGGAUUGCCCAUGCCAAUGUGGGAGAAGGAAUCGGGGCUGCCGCAGGAGGAGCCGAUGGUGGACAGAAGGCAGGCCACGACGCUGCUAAAGCUGGACUUGGAGCAAGCGAAGGAAUGUCAAGUGCUGCCAUCAAAAUUGGCGAGACCAUGGGAAAAUCUGCAGCAGCUGGUGCUUCAGAAUCUGCUGGAAUAGUAGUUUCAUGUAUUAAUGAAUGGAACAAAAAUGCUUGCACUAGCAAUGAUAAACAGUGGUGCCCAACAUUCACUGGUGAUGACGAACAGGAAGUGCACAAACAAUGCGCAUUAGUCGAAUCAAAAAAGAAAAUUUUAAAUUUGCUUGAUGAAGUUGGGCAGCUUUCUGAUCUUGAAAAAUUGUUUUUAUAUGUACAGCUUCCUACAGGAUCAACUCCAAAUAUUGACGUAACAAGACAAAGAUACUUGAGUAAUCCUCUGGGUAAGAAAGGAGACAUAGAAGUUGCACAAACUUACACAUGGAUUCAGAGUCAUCUGGAAGAAGAUCCUGAUAUUUCACUUCCAAAACAUGAAGUAUAUGAAGAAUAUAGAAACUAUUUUGAAGCAAAUAAGCUAGAUCCUCUGUGUGCGGCCGAUUUCGGGAAGGUGAUGAAACAUGUCUUCCCAUCCGUCAAACCGAGAAGACUUGGAACCCGAGGAAAUUCCAGAUAUUGUUAUAGUGGACUCAAAAAGAAACUUAACAUUAAGCCACCAUCUUUACAGGAUUUUAAUAUUGGGGAAGAUUUAUAUGAUAAUUCUAACAAAACAGAAUCAAAUGAAGUCAAUGAAGCAGCUUGCCACAUAAUAUUUGAAUGGGCGGAAAAAUUACUUUCGAAAAAGUUUUUCUCAAUAAAAGAACUGGCGAAACAUUUAGUUGAAAACUUUUACAUUGGUAAGCCUUCAGUUACAGCACUUUCACUGCUAUCUCUGCCUUCCACUAAAAACAAAGAUACAGGUAGUACAUCAAAUACUUUUAAUAAAAAAAGAAAACAAAAUCCACUUCAGUAUCAAAAGAAGAUUCAGGAAUGUAAUAAGGGGCAAAAGAGGAAAAAUAAAUUGCAAUGCAUUGACGACACUUGUCUUAAAAUUGGAAUGACAGAAAAUGGAAUCUGUUCAAAUACGCAGCUAACAAAUGUUCAGGAACUGAAUGUAUUGAACACACAAAAGAUAACAUCUGCAGAUACUCAAAAUAUUACAUCCAUUGAACCUGUAAAUAAUUCUCAAUCAUCAUCUGUUAUGCCAGUAACUUCCCAAGCUUUGCUUACUGUUACUAAACAACUUUCUAAUAAUCUUAAUGGGUUGAAUGCAUCUCAUUUUUCUAUAUCAACUAAUGAUGAUGUUAAAAAUGAAAAUAUAAAUAAUAAUUAUAAUAUUUCUAAAGAAAAAUGUAUCCAAAAAUAUCAAAGAAGUAAGUCUGUAGAAUUUAAAAAAUUAGAUUAUGAAAGUGCAAUUUAUAAUCUUUUUAAUCAGUGCGAUAACCUAUGUAAUGAAAGUUUAUCAAUCCAUAAAAAAGAAUAUUUUAAACAUGAUCUCUCUACGGAAUUAAAUACAAAAAGACCUCGAAUGAAUGAAUUUGCUUCUAAUAUUAACUCGAAUGCUAUCUCAUCGGCUUGUGAUUCAAAAAGUUCUAAUAACAUUUCUCAAAUAUCAACUGCUGAAGCUGAAUCUUCAUCAAGCAAAAUUAAUUCUUUAGAUACUUAUAUUGAAUCAGAAAGUCUAAAUCUCCAGCAUUCCACAAAUUCAAAUGAAAACAAGAUUAUGGAUUCUUCUCAGUUACGAAUGCUUCUUGAGAAAGAUUUUUCCAUUCCAGUUAACCAGUCAAAAUUGCUUGAAGGGAAUAAGGCUCCAGGAUUGAUACCACAACAGGAAAAUCAAAAAAAUGUACAGGAUAUUCAACUAAAUAAACCAGAAUUGAUGAAAUUUCCUUUCCCUAAUACAGGUGAUCAAUGGAAAAAAGAUAAUUUUCAUUCUACUAAAUUAUCCCUCUUAGCUGAAACAUAUAACAGAUCACUUAAGCAGUCUGAAUACAUUCAAGAAUUAAAUAAUGACAAGAUUCACCCUGAUUCAGUUUUGUCACUGUCAAGUAAUAAUUCUACUCUUACAAAAUUACUUAUUCCAGAUAACAAUAUAUCUAAUAUUAAUCAGAUAAGCAACACUAUGUCUUCUCAGAGAUCUUUUAAUUUAAUGCCAGUAUCCAUUAAACAAGAUGAUAGGAAGCGUAAUUUCAAUGUGUCAAAUCAGUUGCAAAUGCCUCGUGAAAAUUUUAAGUCUGUUAUGUUAAAUAACCAGGAGACACUGAUUCCUGUUUUAAAUGACAGUCAUGAAAACUACAGCUCUCCCAAAUCACCUUUCUUGUUUCCACAACAAGCAUCAACAUCUGUGAGCAGAUUAAGGCACCACUCUAGUCACAAUAUAGGUCAAGUCAGAAACUAUAACAGAUAUCCAUUUGGAUCGAGAUCUAGGCACUUUUCUGGCCCAACAUAUUCCAAACAUGAUAAAUCACUUGAGAUGUACAAUUUCAGCAGUGAUCCAACUUUGGGAAAUCGAACCAGUAGCGUUCAUUCUUCAUUUUCUCCAGUUCAUACCCUUGAUUUGCCCCCAAAUUUAAUUUGCAUUCAAGAAAUGCAAAACAAAAUACCUGAAUCUUUUACAGAAUCAAUUUCUCAAGAAUUGAAUACAGGAAAUCCUAACAUAAUCUGUCAGUUAAAUAAUGCAGAAAGUAUGGAAGCUAACAUGAAUCAAAAUUCUUCAUUAAUGGCUUCCAGUCAAGCAUUCAAAACUGAAUUAACAGAUGAUUUUUCUCAAAAUAUGCAGCAUUUUCAUCCUAUCAGACAAUCUGGUUUGAAUGAAAAUCGAUGCCAGUCCGUUCCACCUCACAAAAUGCUACAGAUGUUGAUAGAUCAGAAUUCUCCUGUCAAUUCUCCGGUAAUAUCAAAGUCAUAUCCGACCACACCCGUCGUAAACCAAAUAUUUCAUUUUCCGGUCUCUCAAUCUUACCAAUACGAGUCCGACAUGUCUCAGAUGGAACCGAGCAAACUGUUAUCUCAAAGUACACAGCAAAAUAUGCCCGAAGUUUUGAUGGGAGGUUGGAAUUCUUCUGACGAGGUGUGUCAUACCUCGAUGACUGAACUAUUAGAACAGCCACUGGACGAUCUACAGACCACGCUGGAUGAUCUUAAAGAGUGUGACGAAUUCUCAAAAUUUGCUUGACAUCUCUCGACUAUCCGCAGAAAGACAGUAGUUAACUGUGUUUAUAAGUAGAGAAAUAAUCUUGCUGUUAAAUUUCUCAAUAUUUCAAAUUAUAAAACUCAAUUUGAGCUUUAAAGUCGAUGCCGCUGGUGUGCCAUAAUUGCGUCAAAUACAUAAUAAUCUUGUCUGUGUGAAAAUUGUCAUGCGUGCAUCAGAAUUAACUUUUCACUGUUUGCAUAAUAGCAAAUGACUAUAUUUUUUUUCUUUCAUUUUAUCCAAAAUACAGGGUCCAAAUAAUUGCAUAUUUUAAAUAUGAAAUUUUAACUGAAAAUUAAAUUUUCACUUUUUAUCUUUACAUGUACCAAGAUAGUUAAAAUAUAUACAUACGUACAUACACAUACAUAUAUAUAUAUAAAUAUAUAUACAUGAUAUUCUUUCUUAUAUUUUGUUAUUUUGCUUAUAUGCUAUAUUUUAAAAAGCACAAUCAUAUCCGUGCAAUCAGGAGAAUACAGGAACGACCAUUGCUCGAAUACUUCAAAAAUAAAGCAUUUCAAGUGAUGCCAUUAUCUAAUAAUUACAAUACAUUAAGAUAGGAGAUGAGGAUGAAAUUUUAUCAAACAAUACAAAAACGUGCAAAUUUUAUAUUAAAAAUCAAAGUGUCAUUUGCAAAUUGGAGUUUAAAAAGUAAAUGGAGUUCAUGUUGUAUAUAGGAAUUUAAGCAUUUAUGUAAUUUUUAAAGAAAAAUUACAUAAAUGUAAAACAUGAAUAAAUAAUGUAUAUUUUCAUUAAAAGUGAUAUAUUUAGCUGUUUUCUACAUUGCAAGCUUCGGUAUUUAUUUUUGAAAUAAUUUUUUACCAUUGAAACAAAGAAAACUUGUACUUGGCAAUGGAGAAAUCAUCCAAUAUGUUAAAAUAAUAAGCAUUUUACUUUUAAAGAAUAAGAAUAUUAUGUGACAUUUUUUUUUCUAAUAUCUUAAAGUAAUUAGUCUUUAUACUUGUAGACUAAGUUUUUUUGAAUCAAAAUCUUGAUUAUGUUAUUAUUUUACAGGCAAAUUUUCAUGCAAUUAAAUUGAAAUACAUUAGAGCAAUGAUUCUUGACUCAAAAUGUAUCAUGGACUGAUGGAUUUACAAAAUAUUUUACCAUGUAUUGGUAAAAAAAAUUAUUUUCAUUUUUUAUAAAUAAAACUAAUUAACAAGCUUGCUGCCAAUUGACAGCAAAGGUCACGACACAAAAUCGUGUCAUGUAAAUAAAUUGGCAUAUUUAAUAAGUAAAAGCAUAAUCAGUUAAUCAAACAAGAAAAAUGUGAUAAAAUUUUUAAAUUUUGAUAGAAACAAACACUUUAUACUAUAAUUAUUUGCAGUACAUUAAAAAAACUCCACAGACCAGUGUCAAACCAUGGACUAGCAAUUGAAAAACGAUGGUUUAGUUUAGGUUUUCAGACCAAUGCAAUUUACUGUACUGUAUCAAUGGUUUUUGUCAUCUUGGGAUUCAUUUGGAUUGAUUUUUCCAUAGAUUUUUUAUUCACUUUUUAUCUGUAAUGGGAUAAAUUGAAGUUUGCGAGAUACUUAUUAUCAUCUGAAAGCUUUAACAGUGUAGUUUCUGAAUCUUUAUGUACUUGAGUAAUUAAUUUGUGGAAAAAUUAACAAAAAAUAACAUUAAAAACACACCAAUUUCCAUAGAUUGAAUGCUGUAAAGGAAUAGAAACAUCGUCUGGGUUGUAACGUGAUGCCAAAAUUAUUGCUUCUAUACAAACAAGUAUUAGAUAAUGAUUAGUGAUUUCAUAUAUUAGAUUGUCGUGUCAAUGUUGAAGCUAGUA
Messenger RNA from Centruroides sculpturatus (bark scorpion), 5059 nucleotides. RefSeq lists its product as uncharacterized. NCBI's taxonomy places the organism in Eukaryota, Metazoa, Arthropoda, Arachnida, Scorpiones, Buthidae. The coding region runs from base 1 to 3264 and encodes 1087 amino acids. The record is from RefSeq and is a predicted model, not a curated record. The transcript is spliced from 10 exons. Gene Ontology annotation, molecular function: DNA-binding transcription factor activity, RNA polymerase II-specific; RNA polymerase II cis-regulatory region sequence-specific DNA binding. Gene Ontology annotation, biological process: regulation of transcription by RNA polymerase II.